Molecule: messenger RNA, 600 nt
Organism: Botrytis fragariae
Lineage: Eukaryota; Fungi; Ascomycota; Leotiomycetes; Helotiales; Sclerotiniaceae
Product: putative heterokaryon incompatibility protein
Exons: 2
Coding region: 1-600 (199 amino acids)
Source: RefSeq, a predicted model, not a curated record
AUGGAAAGCAAUGAGCUUUGCGCUUGUGAACCCUUUCCUAAUGGACUGUCCGAUGACUUGCAUUACAACAGCAAAUUACGAUUGUCUUAUCUGAUACAAGCUGCAACGUCGCAAACGGAGUUGUCAAAAUAUAAUCAAGUCAAAUUCAGAAUAUGGGACAACGCGUUACAGAGGAUGGCCAAGCAUAUUGGAAAGCUGCUCGGUGAUAGAUAUCUUGCAGGUAUCUGGAAAAACAGCAGCAACAUGUUUCAACUUGCUUGGCAUUGUACAUGGGAAUUGAGCUCUCGGCUAGAUUACAGAGCUCCAACAUGGUCUUGGGUAUCAGUGGAUAGCUAUAGUGCGGUGCAGGCUGCAUGUCCAGAAGACUCCGAUCGAAUUGAUAAAUCCGGCGAACACUUCUAUUGUAGUUCUUUCUCGAAAAUCAUUGAUGAACAAGUAUAUCUCGCCGGCGACGGCAUAUUCAGUUACGUUAAGGAUGGGUAUAUUACGGUGGAGGGGCCUUUAAACUAUAUAUUGAUACGUUCUGGGAUGGGCUAUCUUGACGAAAUCGAGAUGAAGAUAAACUUUGAUGUUUUGUUUGAUGUUCCUGAGGAUUUGUAA